AUGUCUAAUAAAAGUCAACCAGAAUGGCACGUCCCGGAAAAUAAUGAGUCAUCGCCUACUCUUAAACUUUAUAACUCACUUACAAGGAGUAAGAUUAAUUUUGUUCCGAAAAAGGGAAAGCAAAUAACUUGGUACAAUUGUGGACCGACAGUUUAUGAUUAUGCACAUAUCGAUAUUAUUCGACGUGUACUUUCAGAUUAUUUUAAUUAUGAUGUUUUAUUUGUAAUGAAUAUUACUGAUAUCGAUGACAAGAUUAUACUUCGCGCUCGUCAAAAUUAUCUUUUCAAUAAUUUCAAGUCAACAAUAAAUUCUCUUACUAAAGAAUUAAUAGAUCAAGUUAAAACUGCAUUAAACGACUUUGCUCGAUCAAAACUUGGCGUCGUGAAUGAUGGCUCAAUGCUAAAUUUGGCAUCUUCAAAGGAUGACCCAAGAUACCUUUUGUAUGCCAACACUUUUAGAGAAACUUUAGAAACAGUUGUGUCUGCUGAAUGUUCUCUAGAAGAUAAUGAUGCAAGUCAAGAGGCAGCACAUCAACUGUUGGAUGGAUCUAAAGACGUUGUUUCAUCAUGGUUAGAUAAGGAGAAAGGUACUACUGUGACAGAUCAAAAAGUUUUUCGCGAUUUGGCUGCUUAUUGGGAGCAAGAUUUUAUGAAAGAUAUGGAAUUAUUAAAUGUUCGACCAUGUGAUAUUUUAACUCGCGUUAGCGAAUAUAUUCCUGAAAUAGUAGCAUAUGUUCAAAAAAUAAUUGAAAACGGUUAUGGUUAUGUAGCGGAUGGAUCGGUCUAUUUCGAUACAAAGGAAUUUGAUGCUAAAAAAGAUCAUCAUUAUGCCAAAUUGCAACCGUGGUCUGCUGGAAACGAGGGAUUAAUCGAAGAAGGUGAAGGUAGUUUAGGAAGCAAAUUACUAGGCAAAAAAAACAAGUGUGACUUCGCUUUAUGGAAAAAAAGUAAGCCCGGCGAACCAUCUUGGGAGUCUCCUUGGGGACCAGGACGACCUGGUUGGCAUAUAGAAUGUUCGGUGAUGGCUAGUGAAAUUCUUGGAGAAAAUAUGGACAUCCAUUCUGGAGGAAUUGAUUUAGCGUUCCCACAUCAUGAUAAUGAAUUAGCACAAUCUGAAGCUUACCAUGAAUGUCAACAAUGGGUUAAUUAUUUUCUUCAUGUUGGACAUUUACAUGUCGAAGGUCAAAAAAUGAGCAAGUCAUUAAAGAAUUUUAUCACAAUUCAGCAAGCAUUGAAGAAAUAUACACCUAGGCAAUUGAGGUUAUGCUUCCUACUUCAACAAUGGGAUUCUAAACUCGAUUUUAAAGAAAACAUCUUUGAUGAGAAUUUUUUUGUCAAUACCAAAGCCUUUUUAAAUGAACGUAAGCAUAACGCUUAUGGUUCCGAUGGAACGCACCGAUACCGUAGUUCCGAAAGAGAAAUAAUAAAUCUCCUUCGUGAAAAGCAGACAACGAUUCAUGAAGCUCUAUGCGAUUCAAUAAAUACUCCAAGCGCUAUGUCAGAACUAAUGGAACUAAUAAACAGGACCAAUAUUUACUUAUCUAGCGGAAGAAAUAAUAUCAACGCUAAUGUACUUGAAAACAUUGCAAAAUAUGUUACAAGAAUUUUAAAAAUUUUUGGCGUUACAGAAAAUCCCGCAUUUGAAGAGAUUGGUUUUGGAAUAUCACAGCAACAAAAUAUUGGAAAUAUGGAAGAUAUUGUCCUUCCAUAUCUAAGGGUUCUAUCAGGUUUUCGUGACAAUGUUCGCAAUCUUGCUAGGCAACAAAAGAGUCACAGUGAAUUUUUGGCAUUAAGUGAUAAAUUAAGAGAUAUAGAUUUAGUUGAGUUAGGUGUAUCAUUGGACGAUCAGGAAGAUGGUAAAGCUUUAGUAAAGCUUGUAGAUAAGAAUGAACUUAUUAAAGCAAGAGAAGACAAACUGAAAGUUCAAGCCGAAAAAGCGGCAAAAAAAGAAGCUGCUGCAAAAGCCAAGGAAGAAGAGAGACAAAAACGACUGGAAAAAGGUAAAUUAGCUGCUGAGGAUAUGUUCAAGGAUGUAAAAGGAGAGGAUGGAGAAAAUGCUUAUUCCGCAUUUGAUGAACAGGGAAUACCAACACUCGAUGGACAAGGACAAGAGCUUCCUAAAAAUAGAAUUAAGAAAUUUAAAAAAGAAUGGGAAGCACAAAAGAAAUUACACACAGAAUAUUUAGCUUGGGUACAAGAGCAGGGUGACAUAAAUUAA
Funneliformis mosseae is the source of this 2217-nucleotide messenger RNA. The record is from the annotation of a GenBank genome assembly. Lineage: Eukaryota; Fungi; Glomeromycota; Glomeromycetes; Glomerales; Glomeraceae.